Echinococcus granulosus is the source of this 1242-nucleotide messenger RNA. RefSeq lists its product as hypothetical. Lineage: Eukaryota; Metazoa; Platyhelminthes; Cestoda; Cyclophyllidea; Taeniidae. The record is from RefSeq and is a predicted model, not a curated record. The transcript is spliced from 3 exons. The coding region runs from base 1 to 1242 and encodes 413 amino acids.
AUGCGGCAUAAUCAUUGCAUUGCAGUGAUAAAGAGUCAGAUAUCGGGGGUGACGGCCUUCGGAAACACAUCAAGCCUCCUGGUUAAGCUGGAUCGAGUUUCAGAACAGCUCCUGCCCCAGCCUCCCAUACAUUCGCCAGGCAACUUGAAGCCAAACGGGUUUUUGGCUCCCUCCACUGGCUUCGUGGACACCAACGACGAGCGCAUACUGCUGCUCAGUCAAACGAGACGACUAAAGCAUGAAUACAACAUGGACAAUCAGGUAACUGAUAUGAUGGCGUAUGACCAACCCGCUGAUUUCCUUUUCACAACACCUGCAUCAAAAUCGCUGCUACUACCCGCCACGGAAUCAGACGACACCAAGGGGGUUACAGAGCACUCAAAGUCUGAACGCAGGAAGCGCAGACGGGAAGAAAGACUUCAGGGAAGGCUGAGUAAGAGACGUCGACGUAACAAGCGUUCCUCCCUCAUUCAGGUUCCACAUGCGACAGAAACCUCGUCAAGCCAGAGCAUGCUGUUGGAAUGCGCUGGGUGUUCACUACAGUUACCAAUCUCACCAAUGGCACCAAAUUCAGCUACACGUUGGUUAGUUAUGGCCAAAAAGUUGGACAAUUCUCGCUUAAACCUCACCAACACGUCGCCAAUGCUGCAGAUAACCUCAUUGAUGGCCUGGCAGAAAGACUCUCCAGGAUUCCGUGAUGCUCUUCAUGACAUUCGCACCAUACCCCGAACCAUACUCUGUAAUCCAAACACGAAGGUUGAAUUGAACUUGGAUGGCUUCCAUCACAUCGAAACGACGACACCACUUCCAACACCCUUUCGCCAAUCCGUUCGAACAAGCUGGAGUAGGCAAGGAUGGGUAACACAAUCAAGGCAGCCUGCACCUCCGUGGAACCUACCGGCUCCCCUCGAAAGUCUAUUUCAGAAUGAUGCUGCCGUUGGAAAUCGCAAAACGAAGAGGCAGCAACGACAAAUGCGAAAACAACGCAACCAAUUCGGCCAACGACAAAUAGGCGACUCGGUGAAGGUGAGAGCAAAGCCGAAGAACGAGGAAGAGAAGGAGCGCCGUCGGCGUCGCCGGAAGGCCAGAAAGGAGCGACUGGCUCGCAUGCCUCCUCAGCAGCGGGCGGCAUGGCUGACCCAGCGACGCGCUCGUAGGGCGCAAAAACAGUUGAAGGGACGUCAAAUGCUCCAGCAUCAAGCGUACAAUCACACAAAUGGAUCACGUGUAUCGUUGCUUUAA